Molecule: messenger RNA, 1004 nt
Organism: Caenorhabditis sp. 36 PRJEB53466
Lineage: Eukaryota; Metazoa; Nematoda; Chromadorea; Rhabditida; Rhabditidae
Source: the annotation of a GenBank genome assembly
AUGAGUGCAAAAACACGCAAAGUCUGAUUUCAAAUAAUUUAAAGUUCACCAUCAAGCCGAUGUUUCCUUGUUUGGUUACCUUCCGCACUCAUUUCCAUACAACCUACUCCCGUGUUUGCUUAGCUUUCUCCCCGCACGUCCGUGUCCCUCCCGCUGGCUAAUCCGUACUUUCAGCUUGCGAUUCUCCUUCUCACCAAAUCCGCAUUAACCACGCCUUCUUCCUCUGCUAUUCCUAACACCCGAUUCGCCACAAAACGAAGUCCGGAUUGUGAGUUUUCACCGUCGUAAUCGUGUUUCAUUCUCAUAUCGGUCUCUGCAUGUUCAUGUGCAUUCUAAUUGGAAACAUUGUCAUUAACAUGACUCGUAAAGUCUAAAAAUUGGUAGGAAUGUUCAGUUAUUUCAACGGAUCGUGAGCCGACUGCCGACGAACUGAAGAAAAUCAAGCAGAGAAAGGAGAACGAGCCCCUGGAGCAUGCGAGAACGGUAUCUCUCUCCGUCUUGUGCUCCCUAUCCUAAUGACCCUUUUCCAGUUGUCUCGACAGUCCGCUGCUCUCAAACAAGGUUCAACCGUCUCUGUCGUUUUCGCUAAUUCUCCCCGCCGCUUCUUCAUCCGAGCCCUUGCCGACGACGAUCAAUACGAGAAGAUUGGGUCAACGCUUGCAGAGAUCUAUGCUCAAGAGACUCCACCCACGCCACUCGACAGCAGAGUCGCUAUUUAUGUCAGUUGCACUGCGAGAACCUCUUCAUAAACCGUUCACUUUCAGGAAAUAGUCGCUGGUGGAGCCUAUGCUCUCCAGGAUUCAAAUGGAACGUGGUUCCGAGUGAUUGCUCGUCAGCCACCUCAAUCAGGACAAGUUCUGUGCCACUUUGUGGACGUGGGCGUGUGUGAAAAGUUCCCGGUGGCCGCACUUCGACUCCUCCCACCAGCAGUCCACCCUGUCAUGUCAAGUGAGUUUGAAAAGUACACAAAAUUUAUGGUGGAAACGUUGAUCGGAAAGAAUUAA